Molecule: messenger RNA, 549 nt
Organism: Bombina bombina (fire-bellied toad)
Lineage: Eukaryota; Metazoa; Chordata; Amphibia; Anura; Bombinatoridae
Product: pulmonary surfactant-associated protein C-like
Exons: 4
Coding region: 1-549 (182 amino acids)
Biological process (GO): respiratory gaseous exchange by respiratory system
Cellular component (GO): extracellular region; alveolar lamellar body
Source: RefSeq, a predicted model, not a curated record
AUGGAAAGCAAGAGCACAGCAGAUCUUACUAAUGAUCCUCCGGAUUACACUUUUCUUCCAAGGAUCUCAGAGAGAAAAAGCAAAUGGAUUCUGCUGGGUACCAUUGGAAUAUUACUGGCUUUCAUUAUCGUUGGAGGCUGUCUGAUUGGGGUGUAUUUAACCCAAAAGCAUACAGAGGCAGUUGUAGAAAUGGUUUACAAUGGGCAGAACGGCAAAGAGAUCCAACAGACUGUGAUGUACAGUGAGAAGAACAAUAUGGCGGCAUUUGCAAUCAGCACUCAAGAUAACAAUGCUACUAUCUUAUAUGACUUUAAUUCUGCUCUCAUUGCAAUACGGGUUAUGAAUACUGAAAAGUGCUAUGUCUUAAGAAUGAAUAAUUCUAAUUCCCCAAGCUUGAAGGAAAUACAUAAGGGUAUUGAGUACUUCCAAGCUGAGGUGAGUGAUGUUAAAUUUGUUUAUAUGGUAAUGUACAGAAAUAAUAAACUCUAUGGUAAAGGUCAUUUGCUUUACCAAGAUCAUAAGAACUCUGAAAAAGUAGAUAUAUCUUAA